Molecule: messenger RNA, 5878 nt
Organism: Alosa alosa (allis shad)
Lineage: Eukaryota; Metazoa; Chordata; Actinopteri; Clupeiformes; Clupeidae
Gene: sec24d
Product: SEC24 homolog D, COPII coat complex component
Biological process (GO): endoplasmic reticulum to Golgi vesicle-mediated transport; intracellular protein transport; COPII-coated vesicle cargo loading
Cellular component (GO): endoplasmic reticulum exit site; COPII vesicle coat
Molecular function (GO): zinc ion binding; SNARE binding
Source: RefSeq, a predicted model, not a curated record
CCAGUAUCGCAGUCCGAAGCUUCUCUCAUUUCCUCCUUCCCGGUCAGUAAUACGGGGCUGCGUUACAGAAACAUGCCACAGCAACAUCUGUGCGCAUCUGAGUAGUCUGCUGGCUGUCUCGCGCCCUGCCGAGUGCGCACUAUGGCCUCUGCUGCUGACGUGUAGUGUCUCCCCUCCUGCACGCAUGCGCAGUCGCCCCAGAGAAGUACGCGGUGCGCUGCGCAUUGGAGCCGGUGGCGUGCGGGAGUUUGACGUGGCACUACUCGCCGUGCACUUUCAGGAUUCCGAGCGAAGCGGACGCUGCCCAGUCUCCCAUUCUACUACUUAGGUUUUUGUCGGGUUGCCAGAUUGGCAUGAGAAGAAUCCCCUGACAGCAUGAGCCAGCAGGGAUACGUCGCGGCCCCCCCUUACUCCCAGGCACAGCCCGGGAUGGGGGGGUACCCCAGUGGGUAUGGAGCAACCCCCGCCCAGCCCAUGUACGGGCACUACGGAGCACCUGCACAGGCCUUCUCCGCCCCACCCACAGGUGUUGCCAAAGGGCCAGUGGCCACGCCCCCUCCUGUGUCUCAGUACGGAUCACCACUGCAACAGAACGGAGCACACACACAGAGGUUCCCACCCCCUGCAGCAGGCCCCUCCUCCUUUGGCCCGCCCCCUCAGGUGUCCUACCAGAGCAUGGCCCCUCAGGUCCCACCCCCCACCCAGCAGCUGGCCAAUCAGAUGGGGGCCAUGCAGAUCGGUAACUAUGGCCAAAUGCCCCAGGCCCCCCAGCUCUGCUUCCCAGAUGAGCCCGCCCCCUUGAUGUCCCAGCCAGCCCCACCCUCAAUGAUGUCACAUCAAGCUCCGCCCUCAAUGAUGUCACAAUCAGCUCCACCUUCAAUGAUGUCACAUCAAGCUCCACCCUCAAUGAUGUCACAUCAAGCUCCGCCCCCAAUGAUGUCACAACCAGCUCCACACCCCAUGAUGUCACAGUCCGGACCCAUGGCUCCAGGGCCCCAGACUCCUCCCAUGGGAUCGCCUCCACCAAUGGGAGCUGCCCCUCCGAUGACUGGCAUGAUGUCUGGCCCGCCUCCGAUGGGAGGGGUUGGAUUCCAGCAGCAUCCUGGUCAGGGGGGACCCCAGGGGUUUCCACAGCAACCAGGUCCGGGUCCAUAUGGGGGACCAAUGGGAGCACCACAGUCGGGGUUCCCCGGGGCUUUUCAAGGGGGGGCAGCACAGAUGGCUGGACCCCCCCAGAAGAAACUGGACCCUGACUCCAUCCCCAGCACAACUCAGAUGAUUGAGGAUGACCAGGCCAAGCGUGGAGGGCAGCUCUACACCACAAACGUCAGAGGACAGGUGCCCCCCCUCGUCACCACCAACUUCACCGUGCAGGACCAAGGUAAUGCCAGUCCUCGGUUCAUGCGCUGCACCACGUACACGUUCCCCUGCACAGCAGACCUGGCCAAACAGUGUCAGGUUCCCCUGGCAACCAUCAUCAAGCCCCUCGCUACCAUCCCAAAGAACGAGGCCCCUCUGUUUAUGGUGAAUCACGGUGAGACGGGUCCGAUACGCUGUAACCGCUGCAAGGCCUACAUGUGCCCCUACAUGCAGUUCAUGGACGGGGACAAUACCCAGUGUGGCUUCUGCAGCUGUGUCAAUGAAGGCAGGAGUAACAACAAGCUGCCCAACCCCCCUGCUUACAUCUUCAUGAUUGACGUGUCUUUCUCCAACAUCAAGAGCGGCCUGGUCAGACUAGUGUGUGAAGAACUCAAGACUCUACUGGACAACCUGCCCAGGGAGGACGGUAUGGAGAGCUCGGCGGUCAGGGUGGGCUUCGUCACCUACAAUAAGAUCCUGCACUUCUACAACGUGAAGGGAGCGCUGGCGCAGCCCCAGAUGAUGGUGGUGUCCGACGUGGUCGAUAUGUUCCUGCCGCUCCUCGACGGCUUCCUCGUCAACUAUGACGAGUCCCGCGCCGUCAUCAACAAUCUGUUGGAUCAGAUUCCCGACAUGUUUGCUGACACUAAUGAGAGUGAGGCGAUUAACUCCGAUCACACACAGGCAGGACUAGAGGCUCUGAAGGCAGCUGAGUGCAGUGGGAAGCUCUUCCUGUUCCACUCCUCCAUUCCUACCGCCGAGGCUCCUUGGAAACUCAAAAACAGAGACGACAGGAAGCUCGUCAACACAGACAAGGAGAAGACUCUGUUCCAGCCUGCACGGGGUGUGUAUGAGUCCCUGGUGAAGGAGUGUGUGACGCAGGGCUGCAGUGUGGAUCUGUUCCUGUUCCCCAGUCAGUACCUGGACACGGCCACCAUGGGCCACCUGCCCACACACACCGGGGGGUCCGUCUACAAGUACAACAACUUCCAGGCGGAGACAGACGGAGAGAACUUCCUGAGUGACCUGCGGAAGGACAUCGAGAAACCCAUCGGCUUCGACGCCAUCAUGCGUGUCCGCACCAGCACAGGGUUCCGGGCCACAGAUUUCCAUGGGGCCGUGUACAUGAACAACACCACGGAUGUGGAGAUGGCGUCCAUCGACUGCAACAAGGCCGUCACCGUGGAGUUCAAACAUGACGACACACUGAGUGAGGAGACAGGUGCACUUAUGCAGUGUGCCCUGCUAUACACCACGGUGGGGGGACAGCGGCGUCUGCGUGUCCACAAUCUGAGUCUGAGCUGCAGCGGCCAGCUGUCCGAACUCUACAAGAGCUGCGAGACCGACGCACUCACCAACUACUUCGCCAAGUCAGCGUACCGCGCCAUGUUGAACCAGCCCCUGAAGACGGUCAGGGAGAUCUUGGUCAACCAGACCGCACACAUGCUGGCCUGCUACCGCAAGAACUGUGCGAGUCCUUCAGCCGCUAGUCAGCUGAUCCUGCCGGACGCUAUGAAGGUGUUCCCUGUGUACAUGAACAGCCUGAUGAAGACGCUGCCACUAGUGGGCAGUAGUGAGCUGUCCACUGACGAGAGGGCCUACCAGAGACUCACAAUGCUCAGCAUGGGCGUGGAGGACACACAGCUGCUGCUCUACCCACGACUCAUACCUGUGCAUACCAUGAGUGUGGACAGUGAUGUCAUCCCGGCGGCUGUGCGCUGCUCUGAGGAGCGACUGACGGAUGGGGGCGUGUUCCUGCUGGACAAUGGGCGGGGCCUCUUCCUGUGGGUGGGGCAGGCCUGCCCCCCUGACCUCGUGCAGAGUCUCUUCAACGUGCCGUCCGUCGCUCACCUCCCAGCUGACCUGAGCUCUCUACCUGACCUGGAUAACACCCACUCAAAGAAGCUGCGUUCCAUCAUCUCAUCCAUCUGUGAGCAGAGGCCUAACUCUAUGAAGCUGGUGGUGGUGCGGCAGAAGGACCGGCCGGAGGUCCUGUUCCGGCAGCUGCUGGUGGAGGACAAGGGUCUGCAUGGGGGGGCCUCCUACAUGGACUUCCUCUGCUACGUCCACCGCGAGAUACGACAGCUGCUCACCUAAACACACACUCGCACACACACUCUCUCUCUCUCUCACACACACACACACACACACAUCCUCUCUCUCUUUCUCACACACACACACACACACACACACACACAUACAACCACUCUCUCUCUCCCUCACACACACACACACACACACACACACACACACUUGAGACUGGGAGAGAGGCUCGGUAUGCCCAGUGUAUCCAGCUGCCCUCUCCUUUGAUAUGGGAUUUAGAUGGAACUCCCACAAUGCUCUGCUCUGGACUACACUACCCACAGUGCAAUUCUUCACCGGCAAUUCUGUGGAUAUGGACUUUUGGGACCUGAAGCUCAUUCCCGCGGUGACACAGACCAUGACCCUGUAAUUAAACCUGUAGGUGUGUGUGUGUGUGUGUGUGUGUGUGUGUCACUGCUGGCCACACAUCCACUUCUUCUCCCUCUCCUCUCCCCUCACUUGUCAGAUUUGGCCAUUGGCCAGCAGAGGGCAGCCUUACCCCGUACUCAUGAGGUCACCCAGUGUUUCUAUGUUUGUGUAACGCACAAGUCCAGCUGGAGUUGGAGUAGCCCCAACUUAGUGCUUCAUGUGGCGCACCUGCGACCUCACCAUCAUGGAGUCAUACCCCACCCGCACACUGCCUUCGACCUCCCCAUCAUGGCGUCAUACCCCACCCGCACACUGCCUUCGACCUCCCCAUCAUGGCGUCAUACCCACCCGCACAAUGCAAGUGAGUCAGCACGACCUUCACCCCCCGGCCAGUCCCUCCUCCCCCCUCUCCACCGGGACUGCUGAUUCUGCCUUAACUGCCCCUUGACAGGUGCUGUGUCCAUGGGACUAACACAUCACAUCACACCACAUCACCCUGUGUCCAUGGGACUAACACAUCACAUCACACCACAUCACCCUGUGUCCAUGGGACUAACACACCACAUCACACCACAUCACCCUGUGUCCAUGGGACUAACACCACACCACAUCACACCACAUCACAUCACACCACACAUCAUCACACCACAUCACAUCACCCUGUGUCUAUGGGAUUAAAACAUCACAUCACCCCGUGUCCAUGGGACUAAAACAUCACAUCACAUCACCCCGUGUCCAUGCAUGGCCGGAUUAUCAUGACCACGGGCCCUGGGCACAAAAUUGGAAUGGGUCCCCCCUCCCACCCCGCACGCACGCACGCAUGCACACACGCAGGCAAAUAGCCAACAAGCUCACUCUCGCGAAGGACACAGUGUUUAUUUACAGCGCAUAAACCCUCAAUCUAACAGGCUACAGAUACGUAUGUUUUGGUGUUGUUUUUUUUCUCAUGGAUUAGCCUACCUUUUUGAAAAAGUUUGAAAACUGUUGAAAAAUAUUUCUCCUCGAGGAAAUGUUUUGAAUUCUGGCAGCUAAUUGGGUGUUUUUCGCGCAAUUUUGGACAGAAACGUUAAGAUGAAGACAGGCAAGCUGCCCGUCUGUCUCAUCCAAACCACACACUGCAUGCGUGAAACAAACACAACAACUUAGACAUCACAAUAAAUGAGGAUACUCAUAAAUAAAUCUGCACUGAUAAGAUGUUUAAUUGACAGAAAUCAAUUACGUUUGUGUAGGCUAUCAUCUAGAAACUAAAAUCUUUCUAAGCAGCCCAUCAGAGGUUCUCAAAGCUGCUGUAACCUAAUGGGUGUGCUUUAUGAUUAGUGACUCUGGCCAUGCGAACACUCUCACGUCCCGUACCUGCUGAUCCAGUAAUAUAUUCACCUUUAGCUUCGUCUCUGGUCAAAACGUGUGUCAUAUUGAUAGCAUGUAAGCCAUGUCUGCACUAUUGCAAUCUAUACCUGCCAUUAACAAACACGAAUGCGCUCGCUAUGCGUAAAGCCCCUAAAUUAUGUGUGUGCUUACUGCGCUACACUCAAAAGUUUAGACAGAAGUGGAUUUCAUGUUUGUAGGUUGUUGAAGUGUGGACUAACUGCUCAAUUGUGUUCAAGAAACCGCUACAUUAGCUAAAAUGACAUCUUCACACGACGAGUAGCCUUGUCUGGAUGUUAUGAACUGUUUCGACGUGAUUGCUCGCCUUCACUCACUGACUGUGUCAGUGUCAAAGCUGACGGCAGGCGGCAGACACUGUUUCUGAUUUAGCAUAGAAGUCAGACACUGUCAGUCAGUCAGUCAGACACUGUUUCUGAUUUAGCAUAGAAUUUUGAUCGAAUGGGUUGCACAAAUCUGCAUAUGAUUAAGGAAGUGCGGACUGCCUUUAUAACUUGAUCGAACAUAAUAUUUUGACUGUGCCCAGGGCCCCUUACUGGACCGGUGCCCCUGGGCAAGUGCCCAAUUGCCCUAAUGGUUAAUCCGGCCCUGGUCCAUGGGAUUAAAACAUCACAUCACCCCUGUGCCCAUGGGACUAAAACAUCACAUCACCCCGUGUCCAUGGGAUUAAAACAUCACUUCACCC